AUGGCGCUGGACAACUACUAUCGGAACAAGAUCGAGGGCAUGAAGCUCGAGAUUAUUCAGGGCCAGGCAGUUCUUCGACGUUUAGAGGCACAGCGCAAUGAUUACAACUCGCGAGUGCGUCUGCUACGGGAGGAGCUCGGCUUGCUCCAACAACCCGGCUCCUAUGUCGGCGAGGUGGUGAAGGUGAUGAGCACGAAGAAGGUGCUGGUGAAGGUACACCCAGAAGGCAAAUACGUGGUUGAUAUCGCAGACGGCGUGGACAUUGCCAAGCUCACCGUCGGCAAGCGGGUGGCUCUGCUUUCAGAUUCCUACAAGUUGGAGAAGAUGCUGCCAUCCUCAGUCGACCCGCUCGUAUCACUGAUGAUGGUGGAGAAGGUUCCGGACAGUACAUAUGACAUGAUCGGUGGAUUGGACCAGCAGAUCAAGGAGAUCAAGGAAGUGAUUGAGCUUGGUCUGAAGCACCCGGAGCUGUUCGAGUCCCUGGGUAUCGCACAACCGAAGGGUGUCCUGCUGUACGGUCCUCCCGGUACCGGUAAGACGCUGCUUGCCCGAGCCGUGGCCCAUCACACAGACUGCCGCUUCAUUCGUGUCAGUGGAUCGGAGCUGGUGCAGAAGUACAUUGGUGAGGGUAGCCGCAUGGUGCGAGAGUUGUUCGUCAUGGCCCGAGAGCACGCGCCCAGUAUCAUCUUCAUGGAUGAGAUUGAUAGCAUUGGCUCUAGCCGGAUAGACUCGGCGGGCGGUGGUGACUCGGAGGUGCAACGAACCAUGCUGGAACUGCUCAACCAGCUGGAUGGUUUCGAGCCUACCAAGAACAUCAAGAUUAUUAUGGCCACGAAUCGACUGGACAUUCUGGACCCUGCCUUGCUGCGACCAGGGCGUAUUGACCGGAAGAUCGAGUUCCCUCCUCCAUCUGUCGAGGCCCGUGCCGAUAUUCUACGAAUCCACUCGCGGUCGAUGAACCUGACGCGCGGAAUCAACUUGACCAAGAUUGCGGAGAAGAUGAACGGGUGCUCCGGUGCCGAGCUGAAGGGUGUCUGCACGGAGGCUGGCAUGUACGCACUGCGCGAGCGGAGAGUGCACGUCACGCAGGAGGACUUUGACUUGGCGACCGCCAAGAUUCUCAACAAGCACGAUGAUAAGGAGGUUGCGGUGUCGAAGUUGUGGAAGUAA
Molecule: messenger RNA, 1170 nt
Organism: Penicillium cataractarum
Lineage: Eukaryota; Fungi; Ascomycota; Eurotiomycetes; Eurotiales; Aspergillaceae
Product: proteasome regulatory particle base subunit RPT6
Exons: 3
Coding region: 1-1170 (389 amino acids)
Biological process (GO): proteasome-mediated ubiquitin-dependent protein catabolic process
Cellular component (GO): proteasome regulatory particle, base subcomplex
Molecular function (GO): ATP hydrolysis activity; proteasome-activating activity; ATP binding
Source: RefSeq, a predicted model, not a curated record